Lolium perenne is the source of this 762-nucleotide messenger RNA. RefSeq names its product bidirectional sugar transporter SWEET4-like. Lineage: Eukaryota; Viridiplantae; Streptophyta; Magnoliopsida; Poales; Poaceae. Gene Ontology annotation, molecular function: sugar transmembrane transporter activity. Gene Ontology annotation, biological process: carbohydrate transport. The record is from RefSeq and is a predicted model, not a curated record. Gene Ontology annotation, cellular component: membrane.
AUGGAGGUGCUGGUUGCGCUCGGCUACCUCUCGGCCCUCGCCGUCUAUGGGUUCCCGAUGCUUACCACCAUGCGCGACGUCAAGCGGGCACAGUCCGUCGGGCGCCGCUCCGCCGUGCCGUACGUCGCCGCGCUUCUCACCUGCGGCUUGUUCGUGCUGUACGGGCUCACGCCUCCGCGCCGGGAGGCCCUCAUCGUCCGCAACGCCUUGGGCGUGCCGUUCCAGGCCGUCUACACCGGAGUCUUCCUCUUCUACUACGCCCCGGUACACCGGGUGCUCUCCCUCCUCUACAUCGUUCCUGGGUUGGUCGGAUUCGGAGCGCUGCUGGGCUUCUUCUUCGCCGGCAUGCUGGACGCGCUGGUGCUUGGCUACCUGUGCGCCGCCGCCGGAUCGGCAACACCUCUGCUUCCCUUCCUCCGUGUGCGCAUCAUCUGGGGGACCAGGUCCAUGGAAGGCAUGCCGUCGGCACUGCUGGCCACCUUCUCCAUCAUCAACGGCUUCAUAUGGACAUACAAUACCUUUGAGGCAAAACCUCGGGACUUGCUGACAGUGGUUCCCAACGGGGUGGCUGCGCUCUCCGCAGUGCUCCUGCUCCUGAUGCACUUGGCCUGCUGGCUCUGGAAGCCGAAGCCGGUCACCCACGCCGCCGACGACACCAAGACGCCGCUCCUGCCAGCGACGGAGCCGCCUACCGAUUCACUCGAGGGAGACGGCCGCGGCCAGGAUGGCAACGUCGCCGGCGGCGUCGACAACAUCGCCUAG